Molecule: messenger RNA, 2186 nt
Organism: Phyllopteryx taeniolatus (common seadragon)
Lineage: Eukaryota; Metazoa; Chordata; Actinopteri; Syngnathiformes; Syngnathidae
Product: interleukin-17 receptor D
Exons: 12
Coding region: 139-1899 (586 amino acids)
Molecular function (GO): interleukin-17 receptor activity
Source: RefSeq, a predicted model, not a curated record
CACGCCCACUUCACUGUUUUCUCCUUCCUGCAUCCUUUCUCACUCACAACGCUGAGGACCUGUGAGCACGCUUUGUUCCCUUGAUUCCGCUCAGUAUUUCGUUAGACUUCUGGAAGUUCAGAUGCCGGUUGUCUGAACAUGUGGAGGGCAAUACUUAUCCUCUGCCAUGUUCUGGUGCCUGGUCAGCUUGUCCAGUCGCCCGAUGAGUUGAGAACCACCAUCACUCCUCAAGACUGUGGACUGUCAUGUGUACGCCAGGGAGGACCGGGUUGUGACUACUGCAGAAUAAGCAGUGAUGAUGUGAAUGCAGCUCUGGGCCUGACCUCCAAAAAUCAGUUUGGAACUUGUUUACCAUGGCCAUGUUUUAAGCUGUUGGGUGAAGAGGACCCUGGCAUCUGUAACCACUACGUUCAAGCACCCACUGAUGUGACUAUUGAGUUUGUACCCGAUCCAGAGCCCAAGUCUGAUACUAUGGUUGUCUCCUGGAAGCCAAGUCAAUAUGGUAUCACCUUCUUGCGAGGCUUUCAGGUGACCCUCCAGCCCCUGGGAGGUUUCGGUGUUGCCUGUCAGCUCUUUCUUUUCCAGAAAAACCUCACGCUCUCAGUUUCACACGCUCAAAAGGUGUACAAGUCAGAACCUUUCCCCGGUCUCUCCCUUGGGUCCGAUUUUGCCGUUACUGUUAUGGCUCUGCCGGUGCCUGAGAAGUGGGAGCACUUUUAUCGUAGCAAGAUCUUCUCCACACGCUCAUGUGCAGAGAAAAACGGAUUUCAGCGGUGCAAAGCAGACUGGUACCCAAAUUACAUUGAUGUUCAGCAGAGGGGAACUGUGAUCAGCAUCACCUUCAACCUGGCACCUCCUAACUUGGGCAUCACAAGCUACUUUUCGUAUUGUUCAGCAAACGGAAAGACCACAUACGCAGAGAUGGCACCUAACACUUCCCGAAACCAAACACACCACACCUUUGAGCUCAGAGACCUCGAAGAAGGAAGCAAUUACACAUGCGAGAUAGCUGCAAACGAAAUGGACGCAGUGAGGAAAUUAUUCAAGUUUCAGUUUGAGCGCCGAGGAGCUGCCUCAGCAUCUCCCUGCUGGACUAUGGUGCUUCCUGUCGGUUUUGCUGCUGUCUGUAUUUUUGUAGUGCUGUUGGCUGUUCUUAGGCUGACACCUUGCAUACAAAUGAAGAAGCCUUGUAUCAAAUCAGAUUUAAUUGAGCAGCUGGAAGAAGUGAAGGCCCAGGAGGAAGUGUUGAUACUGUCUGAAAACCAGAAGAGUCCUCGCCUUCUGAUUUGCUACAGCAGCAAUGAUGGCCCCGCCCACGUCAAUGCGGUCAUGAAGCUUGCCGCCUUCAUGCAGCAACACAUGGCAACUCAGGUGUGCCUGGAUCUUUGGGAUUUUCUGGGCCUGGCCGAGGAGGGAAGCAUGGCCUGGUUCUGCCGUCAGAUCCAGGAGAGCGACUUUGUUUUGGUUGUUUGUUCCUGGGGUCUCUGCUGCAAAGGUGGAACCUCAGCACAGGGCUCUCUGGACUCGGAGGUGAUGGUCGGCCUCAUAGGAGCGGAAGUGGGCCGAGCCAAAUCUGACGGCAAGGACCUAUCCAAGUACAUGGCAGCCAUUUUCAACUACUCCAAGGAGACAGAUAUCCCCACCGAACUGGGGCUGGUGUUCCGCUACAAGCUGCCUGCGGACUUGCUGCUGCUUUUCUCCCAACUCCACCAAGUCCGCCUUCACACACCAGGUCGCUAUAUGAAGAUAAACAACAUCUCAGAUGAAGAUUUUGCCUUGUCACCUGCUGGACAGGCUUUGCAGCAGGCAAUCAGUGACACUGAGGAGGCAAUGAAGGAAAACCAAAAGAAAAUAUUGGAUAGUGAGGAGGGAGGCAAAGAAGGAAAUGCAAAUGCAUAGGAGAAAUGAUCAAAAAGAUAUUAUUAAUAAUAUUUUUCCCUCCCUUUCACUGAAGCUAAUGAAGGCCAAAAGUCUCUCAUAAAUGGCCAGAGGUUAUGAUUUUGAAGCUAAACUAUUACAACAAGAUAUCACUUCUUUGUGUAUCCAAAGGAUGUGUGAAAGGGUUAAUUAAGAUUACGUGAUCAAAAACUAGUAUUUUUAUAACAUUUGCUGUUCUAUUUAAAAAUAUAUAUUUAAAAGCUAAUGUAAUAAUGGUGUGAUUACUGAUGUCUAUGAAUAAGCUAUUA